AUGGAGGCUCAGGACGUGAAAUCAAACCUGGUCCUCAUCCUAGACUUCGGCUCGCAGUACACCCACCUCAUCACCCGCCGGAUUCGGGCCCUCAACGUCUUCUCCCUCUGCAUCAACGGCACCUCCCCCUUGAAAGCCAUCGCCGACCUCAACCCGCGCGUGAUCAUACUCUCCGGCGGCCCCCACAGUGUCCACACGACGGAGGCGCCCUGCUUCGCACCUGGUUUUAUUGACUACGUGGAGUCGAACCGGGUCCGUGUCCUGGGCAUAUGCUACGGGCUCCAGCUGAUUGUGCAGCAAUUGGGCGGCGAGGUGAGGGUCGGUGAGAAACACGAGUACGGGAGGAUGGAGAUCGAGGUGGAGGUCGAACGGGGGCUUUUUGGGAAUAGGAGUGUUGGGGACAGGCAGAGUGUGUGGAUGAGCCACGGCGACGAGGCGGUCAGGCUGCCGGAGGGCUUUCAGGUGGUGGGGAGGAGUAAACAGGGAGCUAUCGCGGCCCUUCAAAAUCAGGAGAAGGGGUUUUACGGGUUGCAGUAUCAUCCCGAGGUAACCCAUUCACAACCAGGGGGAAUGGAAACACUGAAACACUUCCUCUUUGACUUAUGUGGAAUAACGGCUGGCUGGAAAAUGGAAGAUGUUCUUGAAGAGGAAUUGAAAAUCAUCAAAACCACGGUUUCGCCUGAUGAUCAUGUCAUCUGUGCGCUUUCUGGUGGGGUUGACUCAACAGUUGCGGCUACCCUUGUCCAUAAGGCAAUUGGAGACAGGCUUCAUUGUGUUUUUGUUGACAAUGGAUUAUUAAGGUGGCAAGAGAGGGAGAGGGUCAUGGAGACAUUCGAGAGGGAUCUUCAUCUACCCGUUACCUGCGUUGAUGCUGUGGACCAAUUUUUAAGCAAGCUGAAGGGUGUCACGGAACCCGAAAAGAAGCGAAAAAUAAUUGGAAAUGAAUUCAUCAAUAUUUUUGACGCUUUUGCCCAUGAUUUAGAGGGAAAAUUGGGGAAAAAGCCUGCUUAUUUGGUUCAAGGAACCUUAUACCCUGAUGUGAUUGAAUCCUGUCCACCACCUGGAAGCGGAAGGACACACUCUCACACGAUAAAAAGCCACCAUAAUGUUGGGGGUCUCCCCAAGGAUAUGAAACUGAAGCUUAUUGAACCACUCAAACUUCUAUUUAAGGAUGAGGUUCGUGAACUUGGAAGGAUUAUGGGGGUCCCACAAGGGUUCUUGAAGCGCCACCCUUUCCCUGGGCCUGGCCUUGCAGUACGUGUUCCUGGUGAUGUUACUUUGGGAAAUCGUCUUGACAUCCUGCGCAAGGCCGAUGAGAUUUUCAUUCAAGCUAUCAAGGAUGCUGGGAUUUACGACUCUAUAUGGCAAGCUUUUGCUGUUUUCAUGCCGGUGCUAACUGUUGGUGUUCAAGGGGACCAGAGAACUCACAGUUAUGCCAUUACUCUUAGAGCUGUCACGAGUCAAGAUGGAAUGACUGCAGAUUGGUAUUACUUUGAUCACAAGUUUUUGGCCGACCUAUCCACAAAAAUUUGCAACGAAGUUGCUGGUGUAAAUCGAGUUCUUCUGGACAUCACUUCUAAACCUCCAUCGACUAUUGAGUGGGAAUAA
Molecule: messenger RNA, 1608 nt
Organism: Striga hermonthica
Lineage: Eukaryota; Viridiplantae; Streptophyta; Magnoliopsida; Lamiales; Orobanchaceae
Source: the annotation of a GenBank genome assembly